UUCAGAUUAUAGAUUUUAGUGGUAAUUCAGCAUUGUUCGAAGUCAGUCGCUUUCCAUUUGAAGUAUUCUUCCAAGUCGGUUGUGCGAAUUAUAGUGUAAACCUUGUAACAAAGAGGAAGAUUAUAACACGAUGACGGAAAUCAAGUCUACUAUCAAGGAGCAGAACGCGACUCAGCAGCAUGGCACUUCUGAUAUGGUUCAUAGUAACAGUGCUCAUCAGAACAAUUCGUCGGCAACUUCAAAUUCUAAAAAGCAUCUAAAAAAGCAAACAAGUGCACUGGAUAAUAUAGCAUUCCACCUAGGGAUUAAAAAGGCAGAUAAUGAUCACAUCGAUGAUCGCAAUCUUUUUGUUACUUUACUGCUAUUAGGUGUUUUAGUCAUUCUUUUUAUUGCCAGUGUGACUGGUUUUUUUCGUUAUGUGGUUCACUGAUAUAUAUGACAAUUCUUUAUUGGAGAACCUAAAACUGAGCCACAAAUCAACAGCAGCUGAAUGGUGGGAGAAACCACCAGUAAACCCACUGCUAAAGGUACACAUAUUCAACUAUACCAACAUGGAUGAUUUUUUCAAUGGAAAGGCCGACAAACUCAAAGUAGUGGAUUUAGGUCCUUAUGUGUACCACGAAACUGCGGAAAAAGUGAAUGUUUCAUAUCAUGGAAAUGGUACCAUAACCUAUAAGGAGCUGCGAUCUUACCAAUUUCUGGCCAAUCAAUCAAGUGGAAUGCAGUACGACAAGGUCGUUGUGCCAAAUAUACCAAUGAUAACAGCAAUUUCACAAAGCGCCGAUGAAUCUUUGUUUAAAAAAAUGGUGUUGAAUACCGCUCUCUCUGGCGUUGAUGCAAAAGCCUUCAAAGUCUUACCUGUAGAUUCAUUUCUAUGGGGAUAUGAAGAUGAUCUAUUGAACCUAGCAAAAAAGUUUUCAUUCGACAAUGAAAUGUCAUUUUCUAAAUUUGGUAUACUUAUGACGCGAAAUGGGACAAGUGCUGAAACAUUUACGAUAUAUUCUGGUGAAAAUGACCUAAAGCAGCUGGCGAUUAUUAAGGAUUUGAAUGGAAAAUCUUCACUAGAUAUAUGGACAACCGACGAAUGCAAUCGAGUAGAUGGCACAGAUGGAUCACAAUUUCCUCCUCAUCUGAUGGAUAAGCGACAAACUCUAUAUGUUUUUAUUAAAUCAUUGUGUCGCAAAUUUCCGCUGCGAUAUGAAAAAGAAGUGACCUUAUUUGAUGGAAUACCUGCAUGGCGUUAUAAAGCACCAACCGAUGUCUUUGCUCAUCCCAGUAUUAAUGCAGACAAUCAGUGCUUCUGCCAUUUGGGUUCUGCUUCUUGUCCAUUAAGUGGUUUAUUGAAUGCAACUCUGUGUUCUUAUGGAGCUCCAAUUUAUGCAUCUUUUCCACAUUUCUAUACUGGUGAUAGAAAGCUACUUGAAAUGGUGGAAGGUUUGGAUCCUCAGAGAGAGAAGCACGAAACAUUUGCCGACAUUCAUCCUAGACUAGCAUUUCCAAUAGAUGGUGCUUCCCGGUUUCAAAUAAAUAUUCAGGUGAAAAAAACAUCAUACAUUUCAGGUUUAGAGCCAUUCAAUGAUGGACAAAUUUUACCAGUCAUUUGGCUUGAAGUGGUACCUGGUCACAUAUCUGAGGAACUGCGGAACAUGAUUUAUCACAGUACAUUCAGUGCGAAUGCGAUACAAUUCUCGUUCAAGUAUGGAUCUUUACUUAUCUGUGUGACAACAUUUGCACUUCUAGCCAUGACAUGCUAUUUCCGUACGAAAAAUGCAGAUGAUAUUAACUCUGAAAAGCCUGAAGAUCAGCCUACUGUGAAACUUAACUCAAUGAACAGCGAAAUAAGGUCUUAGGUAACCUCUGUUUAUCAUGACAAUAGUUUUAUGCCGAAAUGGCAAUUGUACGAAUGAUCUGUUUGAUUACUCUUUGUUCUGCGUGUACAUACGUUAAUGUAGUGAGUGUAGGCAACUUGUUUUAAAUUUGCAUCCAUCCCAUUUAUAGAAACGAUUGCAUCUAAGUGGGGCUAUAUCGAAGUUAUCAACUUUUGAUCCUUUGAAACAUUGAAUAUGUGUUCAAAUAAAGAAAAUUGAAUUUAUUAUA
Messenger RNA from Aedes aegypti (yellow fever mosquito), 2097 nucleotides. RefSeq names its product scavenger receptor class B member 1. The record is from RefSeq and is a predicted model, not a curated record. The transcript has 6 exons. The coding region runs from base 417 to 1850 and encodes 477 amino acids. Gene Ontology annotation, molecular function: scavenger receptor activity. NCBI's taxonomy places the organism in Eukaryota, Metazoa, Arthropoda, Insecta, Diptera, Culicidae. Gene Ontology annotation, cellular component: membrane; cytoplasm.